Paramecium sonneborni is the source of this 1349-nucleotide messenger RNA. The record is from the annotation of a GenBank genome assembly. Lineage: Eukaryota; Ciliophora; Oligohymenophorea; Peniculida; Parameciidae.
AUGGAAAUUAAUUAAGAAACUCUGAACUUUUUAUUUAAAGAAUUAUGUGCUAUAGCUUUCUUAUAACAAAAAUCCUAAAAUGAAUUAAAUGAUCUUUAUCAUUAUUAUACAAUAUAGGAAGCACGGAUGAUUAAUCAAUUUUAUCAUUAUUAAACGAUCAACGAAUAAGAAUUAAAGUAUUGAUAUAAUUUUAUAAUUUAGAUUAGUGAAUAGAUUCAUAGCAAGAAUUUCAGAAGCCUUCUAAUUAAUGAUAGCAAAAAGAUAAAUAGUGAGAUGUUAGGAAUCUAAAUUUUAGGCAAAAAUAUAUACUUGUUUGACUAAAAAUUUUGAAGGCAAAAAUACCCUUAUUUGUUAAUUGAUUUAAGCUAUAUAUGGAGAAUGCAGACUUUAAAUUGAAAUGAUAAUAAAUAAGAACUAAAAAAUAGAAGUUAAAAGAGUAAUUCUUUAUCAAUAUUAAGAUACACAGUCAAGAUAACCACAAUGAUGAAGAUAAACUACAGAAUCAAUUCUAUUCAGUUUAAAUUACAAAUAAGAAAAAUAUUUAAAAUGAUUGGUAAGUUAAUAUUAAAAAUAAUAAAAAAUUAAAUAAUUACUAUUCAAAAGUAUUUCCUAAAUUAUAUGAUGUAAUUAGCAGUGUAGAUAAGUAUAUUAUAAUUUAAUAUUAUAGAAGUUAGGAUGAAUAAAUUCUAUAUUUUUAAAAUAGAGAUUAAAAUAUGGAUAGAAUGUUUAAUUAAUUACUUUAAUAAAAUCAGCAUAUCAAAUAAUCAUUAAAUUGGUCAAUGAAUUUGGAUCAGGAAAUGUAUAAUAAUAAAAUUGAAUAAAAAUUGUAAAAAAUAAAAUUGUAAUAAUUAAUUCCUAGCCAUUAAUUAUCAACUUAAUCAUCUCCUACAAAACCUUCUCAACCAUCAUAUAAAUCAAUUAAACAAAAUGAGCCUACAAGUCCGUAAAAAAAUAAUAAUAUAAAUAAUAGUACUAAUUUAGGUAAGAUGCCUUCCAUAAAUGUAAAAUUUAGAAGCAUUUCAUAGAAUGUUCCAAUGAGCGAAACUAAUUUUAAGAGUUCAAAUAUGUUGUUCUUGAAUCCACAAAUAUAAACAUAAUAAAAUCCCUAAUCCUAAUAAUUUUAUUCAUCAGAAACAGAUAAAUCCGCUUUGUUUUCUAAAAUAAUAGAAAGCUAUAAAUAACAUUAAUUUCAACUAAAUAAGAUUAAAAUUGAAUUCAAACCUAAGCGUCAAGAUUGUUCAGUUCUAAAAAGUAAAUUAAUGGUAGAUCUCAUACCUCUUCAUAAUUCAAAACUAAAGCCUAAAGCAACUCGAUAUUUCUUAUAAUAAAUUCCAUCAAUAAUAAAUUGA